Molecule: messenger RNA, 3956 nt
Organism: Rattus norvegicus (Norway rat)
Lineage: Eukaryota; Metazoa; Chordata; Mammalia; Rodentia; Muridae
Source: RefSeq
ACCAGCGUCUGAAUGUAGUUUAUUUGCCUUGGAACAUCCCUUGAGAAUAUGUUUUGUGAGUUUAGGGUGGAGUGCAGAAGUAUAGGUGACACCUCUGAAGCUUUGCUUUUGGGUGUCCCGGAGCACGAGGGGAGGGAGGAAGCAGAUCUGAAUUCCCAUCUUGCGAGAAUCUUCUGCAGAUCCAGCUUGCAGCUAGCGUGAGCCUCCAGUUGGUAGAGAAUGGCUAGAGAACCCGGAGCGUGCGCAGCCCUAAACGCUCCAUCUGCAGAAGAGGGGACUGGGUUUCUAGUGGUGAAAGUGGAACCGGAAGAGGCCUCCCAGUUGGCAGAGGAGCCCAGUUGGCUGGGCAGUCCUGGGCCUGACCGCUCCCGCCAGCGCUUCCGUGCUUUCCGCUACCCAGACGCAGCAGGGCCCCGGCAGGCGCUGAGCCGGCUCCGCGAGCUAUGCAGACAGUGGCUGCGGCCAGACAUGCACAGCAAGGAGCAGAUCCUGGAGCUGCUGGUGCUGGAGCAGUUCCUGACCAUCCUGCCAGGGGAGCUGCAGGCCUGGGUGCGCGAGCAGCACCCCGACAGCGGAGAGGAGGUGGUGGCACUGCUGGAGUACUUGGACAGGCAGCUGGAUGAGACCCCUCCACAGGUCCCAACUGGGGAAUGGAGUCGAGAACUUCUCUGCUGCAAGGUGGCAUUGGUGACAUCAUCCCAGGAUUCACAAAGUAGUCACUCCCAGGCAAUGAAGUCUCUCUUCAAGCAUGAAUCUCAGGAAUCUUUGGAGUGUUCACCCUUACAAGCCAGAGGUCUGGAAAUGAAGCCUGAGACCAGGGGCUUGCCUCUAGCUGAGGAAUACAAGGAACAAAAGCCUGAGCAGACAGUGUGGUUCCUGGGUGAAGACACUGUCCAGAUUUCUACAAGUACAGAAGCCAGUGAGCAGGAAGGCAAGUUACAGACAACACAGAAGAAUGCCACGGGAAACAGGCGGUUCUACUGCCAUGAAUGUGGGAAGAGCUUUGCUCAGAGUUCAGGCCUGACCAAACACAAGAGAAUCCACACUGGAGAGAAACCCUAUGAAUGUGAAGACUGUGGGAAGACCUUUAUUGGGAGCUCUGCUCUUGUCAUUCAUCAGAGAGUUCACACUGGUGAGAAGCCAUAUGAGUGUGAAGAAUGUGGCAAAGUCUUCAGUCACAGCUCAAACCUCAUCAAGCACCAGAGAACCCACACUGGAGAAAAGCCUUAUGAGUGUGAUGACUGUGGGAAAACCUUCACUCAGAGCUGUAGCCUCCUGGAACACCAUAAAAUUCACACUGGUGAGAAGCCAUUCCAAUGCAACUUGUGUGGCAAAGCCUUUAGGCGUAGCUCCCAUCUCCUGAGACAUCAACGGAUCCAUGGUGAUAAAGCUGCUCCGAAGCUUCUUCAUGGAGAGACCUGGGAAGGUCAGAGUAGGGUGGCAAGCCUGGGGGAUAUUGUUGAAGCUCCUGAGACUUAUCAGUGCAAUGAGUGUGAGAGAAGUUUCACUCGGAGUAGAAGUCUUAUUGAACAUAAAAAAAUUCACACUGGUGAGAAACCCUACCAGUGUGAUGCAUGUGGGAAAGGCUUUACCCGAACUUCAUACCUUGUUCAACAUCGAAGAAGCCAUGUGGGAAAAAAGUUGUCUCACAGUGACCUGUAGCACACCUGCCAGACUUGGUGAGCACUUGCCAGUGAGAUGAAGACACCUGGAACCCUUACUAACUGCAGAAGAGAGGGUGUUGCCAAUACACACUGUCCUGUGUUAGACAUUAUGGUCUGGCUGAGGUAGAUUAUUUCUUCUGUUUAAAAAGUAACUGGAAUAAGACUUACUAAUAGGAGGAUGUGGCGGUGUUCUCUGGAUGAGAUAAUGCUGAAGUGUUCCCACUCUUUGGAUUUACAAGGACUUCCAGAACAACUGUCGCCCUUGGCCGGCGUAUUUUUCUCCUGAGUGGAUGGUUCCAGAUUUUGGAGUGUACCUUCUUUACUAUUUGGUUGUCAGCUUGAAUUUUUCAUGUUUAAUCAGAUUCUUGAGGCCUUGGCUCCUCUAUUGUGCCUUGUGUAGAGGUGCUAGUAAACAUUUACUACAAGAACUGAUGAAUGUCCAUCAAAACUGGAAAUCAGGGUCUAGAUUUCUGAAGAAGUUCUGACUUGUAGUGUUUGUGUUUGCAUCUAACUGGCAAAGAUACUAGAGUCUGAGUCAGCCCUACAGUUUUCAUACUAAGUACAGAAUGUUACAGAGUUUGAGUAGGAGAUUCUGUAUAUCUUUAUGAGGAUAGAGAGUGUAGUAAGAAUGCCUCAGGCAACUUCUGAAGAUGUAGGGAAACAUCCACACCCAGAAAAGCUCCAUUACAGCAUACUUAGUUUUUUUUUUUUUUUUUUUUUUACUUUUUACUGUGAACGUUUUCAGUUAGGUAAAUAAAAAGCAACCUUAUUUUCAUGGGACAAAAUCUUAUAGUUAGGAUUUUUAUUGCUUUGAAAAACACUAUGGCAAAAAGCAACCUGGGGUGGGUGGGUGUUUAUUUAAACUUACAACUUAUUUAUUACACGCAUCACUGAGGGAAGCCUGGGCAGGAGCACAACCUACGGAGAGCAGGAACCUGGAGGCAAAACUGAAGCAGAGGUUAUGGAGGAGUGCUGCUUAUGGGCUUGCUCCCUAAGGGCUGGCUCCUGAUGUCUGAAUCAACCUGCUUUAUUAUAGAUCUCAGGACCUCUAGCCUUGGGGGUGAUACCACCCACAGUGAUUUGGGUCUUCCCACAUCAGUCAUCAAUCAAAAAAAAAAAAUGGCCCAUAGGCUUCCCUGCAGGCCAGUCUGGUGGUGGCAUUUUAUAAGUUGAGGUUCCCUCUUCCCAAAUGACUCUGUUUUGUGUUGAGUUGACAGAAAACUAGCCAGUACAACAAAUGAUACAGAUUAUGUCAAUUCUAUAAUGCUCAAAGUACUGUUAGUUACUUUUCUAAGGGCUGUGACUACAAACGCAAGAAAAAGCAACUUAAGGAGGGAAUCGGUUAUCUGGGUUCAUGAUUUGAGAUGAUACAUUAUGGUGGUCUUGAGGAAGGAGUGUUUGGGAGAGGUGAAAGAAACUACUCAUAGUCAAUUGGGGAGGGGGUAUAAGCUGACAGCUUUGUGUUCUGCUAGAGAUGGCUCUCCAGACAGCUCUGUAGUUAGCUCUUGGCUCUGUAGUCUGAUCAAGACGUCUUCCUGUUAGAGACAGCUCUCUCGUGCUAGAAAAAAAUAUUCUUGGAUUUUUCCAACCAAAAUCAGAAAAGCUACUAGAAAAAAAAUUUGGGGGGUUUUCUGACCAAAAUCAGAAAUCCUGUUAAAAUAAUUCUUAAAGAGCUGAGUUCUCUUUCUAAGCAGUUUUCUCUGGUAGCUCUCUCUUGCAGACCAAAGCCCAAUCUUAUUUACAUAUCAAUUCAGUCAUUUACUCCAAGAUCCCUUUUGUUUAUCCCCAUGAAUAAGCAUUUUAUACCUUAGCUACUUGAUUCUUAAAAAAGGACAGCAAGUAAAUUUUGUUUUUUAAAACACAGCAAAUGAAUUCAAAGAUCUGUCUACUUUUGUAAGCACAGACGAUAAGGAUCCAGCUCUGAGAUCACCAUUUUCACCUCUCCUGGACCUGAAUUCUCUGUCCCAGGAUAACCUUGAACUUGGGAAUCUGCCUGCCUUUAUAAGCACAAACAAUAAACUUAGCUAGGUAGGAUCUUGCUCUGCCAUCACCACUCUCCAAAUCUCUUUAUCUCCUUCCUUAAUAUCUUUCUAACAAGCUGGUUUACAGUGAAGCUGGUAUGUGAAGCCCCUCAUAUAAUUUAUAUUGCAUCCGUAUAUUUUGCAUAGUUGAGAAAUUAUUUAUUUUUGAACUCUUGUUUUCAGAGUUCUUUUUCACAACCUUAACAACUAUCCUGAAGGUUAUAGUGUUUACCAUUUUUGCCAAGGACCCAGACAUACCUUUGCCUCCUGG